AGUGAACCCUGAUGUCGGAAGCUGCCUGGUCUCCUGUGCAUGGUUGCUGGCUGUGUCCUUGUUGGCAGGAGAGGUUUCCCUUGUGCCACGCGAAUCACCUGCUCUCGCUGAGCCUCAGUUUCCUUUUCUGCACAAAGGGGGUUUGAGGUUGGCUGGUGUGAGCAGGGCCAGCAGCAGACCCGUGGGGGUGUGACUUUGGUGCUGGGAGCCUGGGAAGGGGCUGGCUGGGUGGCUUCCCUCACUGCCCCACCUGGACAGGGCUUCUUAACAGAUGCAUGUGCUAGUGGCAAAGGCCAGGUGAGUAGUUCUAGGAGUCAGUAGUGAACAACACAAAGUCGCCUGCAUGUGCUUUUGUGGGGCAGAUGGACAGUAGGUGUGUCAGGGUUGAUGAAUGGUGUGAAGGAAAAUAAAAUGGUAGGGAAAUAGGGUGCUAGGAGGAGUGGACGCUGUUUUAUAUGGUGUGGUCCAGGAGUGUCUUUCCGAUAGAGAGUGGCAGUUGGGUAAAUUCCUGAUAAACGCAAGAGAAAUCUCGAGAAAGAGUGUACCAACGCAGAGGGGGCAGCAGGAGCCAAUGUCCUGGGGCAGAGGGGUGCUUGGGCACCAACGAGGAGGCCCACGUAGCUGGAGUGUCUUGAGCUGAGGAGAGUGUUCGGUGAUGUGGUGCAGAGCUGGGGAGUUGGAGGCAGGGGACGGUCAGGACAGGCCUCCCAGGCUGAGGUGAGGCUCUGGGCGUGGUGGGACCUGCCUUGGAUUUCAUAAAGGUCUUUGGGCCACCAUGUUGAUCAGAAGGCAUGUGAGCAGGGCACAGCAAGGAGGCUCUGGCAGUGAUCUAUGUGAGAGCUGAUGGUGGCAGAGGAGGUGAGAAAUGUUUGCGUUUUGGCUAUAUCUUGAAGAUUGAGCUUUCAGCGUUUGCAGAUGAUUAGAUGUGGGCCAUGAGAACAAGAAAGAGGGGUCAAGAUUGCCUGCAAGACUUGCCCUGAGUUCCUGAAAGAGGGAGGUUGCAAUGGACCAAGCCGGGAGGCUGUGGAUGGAGCAGGUUUAGGAAGAAGAAGUUUUCUGGGGGGCCUAAGGGAGCAGGGGAGAGAGCGGCUUAGGCUCAGGUGCAUGGGAGUCUCCUGGAGGACUUGUUGACAUGAAGAUGGACUCAGCAGCCUGGAGCUGCUCAUCACACAUUCCCAGGCGAGUUCAGAAUGUCCACACAGGCCUGGACCUGACUGUGCCCCAGCACCAGGAGGUGCGGGGCAAGAUGAUGUCAGGGCACGUGGAGUACCAGAUCCUGGUGGUAACCCGGCUGGCUGCAUUCAAGUCGGCCAAGCACAGGCCCGAGGAUGUCGUCCAGUUCUUGGUCUCCAAAAAGUACAGUGAUAUGGAGGAGUUUUACCAGAAACUCAACAGUCGUUAUCCAACGGCCAGCCUUCCCCCACUCCCCAGGAAGGUCCUGUUUGUUGGGGAGUGUGACAUCCGGGAGAGGAGAGCCAUGUUCGAUGAGAUUCUGCGCUGUGUCUCAAAGGAUGCUGAGUUGGCAGGCAGCCCCGAGCUGCUAGAAUUCUUAGGCACCAGAUCCCCCGGGGCUGCGGAUCUCAGCAGUAGAGACUUCUCUGUCCUAGACACAGACAGCCAAGCAGGGGACGACGGGGAUGCUUUCGACUUCUUCCAGCAGCAGGACCGAGUGGAGGGUGAGGGUCUCCCCACCCUGGACCAGCAGGGCAAGGAUGCAGGGAAGUCCUCAGAGGAGGAAGAGGAAGCCCUGGACCCUCUGGGCAUCAUGCGCUCCAAGAAACCCAAGAAAUGCCCCGAAGUGGCCGUGAAGCCCAAACCAUCGCCCCGGCUCACCAUCUUUGAUGAGGAGGUGGACCCCGACGAGGGGCUCUUUGGCCUGGGCAGGAAGCCCUCUCCCCGGGGCCCCACAGAGGACACGCCCCCCAGGGACCCCCUGAAACUGUUUGACGACCCCGACCUCGGCGGAGCCGUCCCCCUGGGCGACCCCUUACUGCUGCCAGCUGCCUACGAGAGUGGAGGAUCCACAUCCCGCCCAGGCCACAGGGAGGCCUCCGAGGAGCUGUUCAGAGUCGAAGAGGACUUGGACCAGAUUCUGAACCUGGGGGCUGAGCCCAAACCCCAGCCUCAGCCUCAGCCCAAGCCCAAGCCCAAGCCCAAGCCCAAGCCCAAGCCUCCAGGGGCAGCGAAGCCAGCACUGCCCAGGAAACCAACCGUCCCCCCGAGAGUGGGUUCAUCUGAGGCUGUGGCUGGGCAGCAGAAGCAGCAGCAGCAGAUCCAAGCCAUGGACGAGAUGGACAUCUUACAGUACAUCCGGGACCAUGACGCGCCUGGCCAGGCUGCCCCCAGCCUCUUCUGACCACCCCCAACCCCUGCGCAGUUCCUGAGCCCGCAGCCCCUCUCCCGUGGAGGGGAGGUAGUGAGGCGCAGACUUUGCCCUGUCGGGCAGAACCUCUAUUCCCAAGGGAGGGAGAGUGGAAGCCCGGGUCAUAGGACCCCUGAAUUGCCUUUUUCCUUUUUCUCAGGCCUGUGGGGUCAUGGAACCCUGCAAGAUGCAGAGAGCAAGGUCACCAUAGGAACUGGAGCCUAAAUUGUCUCAGCCAUGCGGAUGUGGAGGGAGAGCAUGUGGGAAUGCCUUGCUCACCAGGAGUCCAGCCCCCAGGACGUUGUGAGCCUGGGGGUGGGGCAGGGACGGGCAGGGAGGCUCCAGUCAGGGUAGGAAACUUUGUGCCCACCUGUGCCCACCGGCUCUGCCAGCCCCGGCACAGGAGGGAGGGCCUGGUCAGCUUGGGGUGGGGGUGGGGGUCUCCCUGCCAAGCCACCCGAGUCUCUGGUCUCCAUGGCUCCUCGAGGCCUGCACGCCCUGGGAGGGUCCUCAGGGGAGGGAUGCUGAGUGGGUGCCCAGGAGAGCCUGGCUGCAUGGGGUGGCCGAGCCACCUCUGUUACCAGGUGCUAAGCAGGGUGCCUUCCCAAGCGUCGGGAGAGACGUCAGGCCCCGGCCCGCCUCUGGGGUGUAGAUGGCCUGACGAGCCCCAGGUCUUCCUCUCUCUUCCUUUCCUAGGGAAGGCCUCGUCGAACCAUGGCCUCCUUGGGCCUGUGGCAGUAGGGGCCACGCCCACCACUGCAGUGCCGAGCAGAGUGGUCCCAGCAUCCUCCAGGGACACCUGCAGCUGGAGUGCCCUUCCUUCUCACGGCAGGCCUGGGCUGGAAGCUCUUCGGCCGCUGCCUCAAGGGCCCCAUCUAUCUAGCGGUGGAUGCUGCCAGGUCUUCCCUGUCCUCGGGGUCUGGACUUGCUCACUGACCUUCCCCCAGUGGGAGCCACUUUCCCAGGAGAAGGAGCCCUGUGCCAGGCAGGGCCAGUGCCUUAGACUUCUCCCCGACCCCCACACCCUGGCAUGCAGGUCUGGGCACGGUGCGGUGCUCAGGAAAUGCUCAGUGAAUGACUGAUGCUUCACGGAGCAAAGGAUGCCUUUUUUUUUUUUUUUUUUUUGAUAUGUUCUUCAUGUUCAGAAUUAGCUUUUAAGGAAACACAGGUUUUUAAGAAAACGUUACCCCUGUUGUCCCUCGGGUUGUGCUGCCUGACGGAGAGGAUGGGAAGGGGGCUUUGGGAUGAGGACCCAGGCCGUUCCCGAUUGGGCCAGCAGCCCACCCCGAUCCCUCAGGGAUUCUGCCUGACCCAGGCUGCUGUUUGCCGCCCUCGGAGUCUCUAGCACCCGCUGCCCUGUGCCAGGACCUGCAGGGCAGGUGGGAGCACUCAGUCUGGUCUGUCCUGCGUCUCACGCACCCUCGUCAGCUCUCCAGUCCUGGAAAGGCCGUCCCUCCUCCCCUCCAUCUGUGCCAGCAUGAGAGGAAGUAGGCUGGGGGCUGAGAGCCUAAUUCCUCCUCCCCCUCUGCCUUACUCGGGCCCCAAGGGCACCCUCCCCAGGGCCCCGAGCUGGUUCGGGGACAGCCUUGGCCCCCAGCGCAAGCUGCCCCUCUUCUCUUCCACUGCCAGGCUUUCACACCCCCCACCCCACGCUGGGGUCCACACCCUUGCUGACUGCGGGAAGGCCUGCGAAGGAAGAGCGAGUGGUGAGGCGAUGGGCUGCCUUGGCCUUUCUCCUCCCUGUUCUCUCCUCUGGGCUCCUCCCUCCCUGGCUUCCUCUCUCCCAACCCACCACCCCCCCCCAACAUGUGACAUAGGAGCAGAGGGUGUAGCUGGCAGGUGCCCGCGGGGGGCUGGUCCUCUGGGGGAGGGGCAGUGCGUCAUUGGCGGAACCUGCCACUCUGAUGUGGCCUCGUGGACUGUGAGCCCCGCCUUCUCCCUGGUGGCCUGGCAUUCAGACACCUCAGCAAAGACGUGCACUUCUCCAGAUGCUGAUGCCCUGGGGCACCACAGGUCUGUGACCUACCGGCCAGUCCGUGACACCCAGUCAUCCAAUAAAUUCUGUGUCAGUGGCUCAGU
This is a messenger RNA of Hippopotamus amphibius kiboko, 4441 nucleotides long. It is a transcript of the gene HS1BP3, whose product is annotated as HCLS1 binding protein 3. The transcript has 8 exons. The coding region runs from base 1133 to 2356 and encodes 407 amino acids. The record is from RefSeq and is a predicted model, not a curated record. NCBI's taxonomy places the organism in Eukaryota, Metazoa, Chordata, Mammalia, Artiodactyla, Hippopotamidae. Gene Ontology annotation, molecular function: phosphatidylinositol binding.